Molecule: messenger RNA, 2427 nt
Organism: Trichoderma reesei QM6a
Lineage: Eukaryota; Fungi; Ascomycota; Sordariomycetes; Hypocreales; Hypocreaceae
Exons: 1
Coding region: 1-2427 (808 amino acids)
Biological process (GO): glycerophospholipid catabolic process
Cellular component (GO): cytosol
Molecular function (GO): A2-type glycerophospholipase activity
Source: RefSeq, a predicted model, not a curated record
AUGAGAUAUCCCGUAAAAUUGCCGCGGCCGUUGAUAUCCCUCAGGUCGAGCCUGAGAGCUUCGCGGCGCCCUCCAGCCUCAGCAACUCGACUUGACCGCAGCUUCUUCACGCAGUCAAAACGCCAAAAGAGACAGCAGCCAACCAGCUUACCAGCCACAGUCCUUGCUCUGGGUCUCUUCACGUGGUGGCUGUAUCCAACAGAGGACUUUGCUCGCCUAUCCGAAAGUCAAAAAGCCAAGCGGAGGAGAAGAGCGGAAGAGGAAGAGGAAGAAGGUGAUGACGAGACCGAAGAUCAGGAGUCCUAUCAGCUCGUGACGGAGAAAACUGACGACGGUGCCUGGGCGUACUUUGCACGGCAGUUUGAGUUCUUCUCUUCAGCGGCCGAGCUGGAAUGGGCUGCUCUGUCUGAUCGGCUGGUUGAUGCCAUUAUCCCGGAGUGGUGGAAAAACAUACCCAUUUACGUGAGGAAGCUCCAGCGGGAGCUAUCUGCGUCUCCGGGAUCGCUAGCGGAGGAGAUAUGGCAGGAGGCUCAUGACCCUGACAUCAACCCCGAGAUACAAUACUCUGCUGCUGUUCGAGUCUCGACGGAACUGUGCGACGAAGAGAAGGAAUACCUCUCCAGGCGGAGACUCGUCACGAGGGCGGCAUUGGCAAACUAUCUGGGGCUGGACGAGCAGGACAUUCACCCCGAUGAUGUGCCAACAAUUGCCAUGUGCGGAUCGGGAGGCGGCAUGCGAGCUCUGAUAGCAGGGACUGGAUCGAUGUAUGCGACAGACGAGGACGGGCUCUUUGACUGCGUCACUUAUACCGCUGGUGUAAGUGGGACCUGCUGGCUUCAGAUGCUUUACCUCUCGUCCUUUGCGAGAGGAAGCGUCAGCGCUCUCAUACAUCACUUGAAAGCAAGAGCAUCUACGCACAUAGCCUAUCCACCGGUGGCCUUUCAAUCCCUGACCUCACUACCGACAAGCAAAUUUCUAUUGAGCGGACUGGUUGAAAAGCUCAAGGGAGAUCCCCAUGCCGACUUUGGGCUCGUCGACAUUUACGGCCUUUUGCUGGGCGCCAGAUACUUGAUCCCUAGGGGCGAACUGGGCGUCGAUGCAAGAGACUUUAAGCUGUCGAAUCAGCGCCUCUAUAUACGACAGGGACAACGUCCGCUUCCCAUAUAUACAGUUGUGCGCCACGAAAUCCCGGCUGAGGAGCCCCAGGACACCAGCGAUACCACGGUACCCACGGUGGAAGAGAUGAGAAAGGAACCCUACUUCCAGUGGUUCGAGCUCACGCCCUACGAGUUCUUUUGCGAAGAGUUUUCGGCGGGAAUCCCGACAUGGGCGCUCGGCAGACGCUUUUCUAAUGGACACGACGUAUCGGAUCAUGGUUUUCACCUGCCAGAGAUCAGGACCCCCCUACUCAUGGGUAUCUUUGGGAGCGCGUUCUGCGCGACACUCAGCCACUACUAUCGCGAGAUUAGACCACUUAUUAGAACAAUUACCGGCUUUCAGACGAUAGACGACCUGGUGUCAGGCAGAAACGAGGAUCUUAGCAAAGUACACCCUAUAGACCCCGCCAUUAUCCCCAACUUUGCAUAUCAGAUGUACGGCAAGCUGCCCAGCACCACGCCAAGGAGCAUCCUGGAAGGGGAGUACAUCCAGCUCAUGGAUGCGGGAAUGUCCAACAACUUGCCCAUAUAUCCACUGCUGCGGCCGGGUCGCAACGUGGACAUUCUCAUCGCAUUUGAUGCCUCGGCCGACAUCAAGACGGACAACUGGCUUUCCGUUGCGGAUGGCUACGCGCGGCAACGAGGCAUCAAAGGAUGGCCGGUGGGCAUCGGGUGGCCAAAGGACGAAACGCCUGAGCAGGCGAGAAAAGAGCUGGAGGAAGCCCAGGCGGCAACAGCAGCCGAAGCGGAGCGGAAAGUGGAAGAAGCUCGGGCUGAGCAGGAAGAACGCCGAAAGGCCUCUUCAGACGACCAGAAGAAGCUCGACGUUGAGUCCAAGUUUUCCCCGGGCAGCGAAAAGGCAGGGGAGCUCGGCUACUGCUCCGUAUGGAUUGGGACGACGGAGGAGCGAUCCACGGAUUCGCCGCCCAUCACCAAGCCCAUCACGGACGACACGUCGUGGAGGCUGAUGGAGCCUGACGCGGGCCUCGCCGUCAUCUAUCUCCCGCUUCUCUCCAACGAAAAGGUGCCCGGCAUCUCGCCCGGCACCACGGACUUUUUGAGCACGUGGAACUUUGUGUAUACCCCUGAGCAGAUAGACAGCGUCGUUCAGCUUGCGCGCGCCAACUACGACGAGGGAAAGGAGCAGAUCAGGGCUACCGUGCGGGCUGUGUACGAGCGCAAGAAGCAGCUGCGGGUGCAGGGCGAGACGAGGCGUCUGAUGGUUAAGGGGGAGGCGGAUCUGCUUCAUCAUGGGGAUCAGUUUAGCUAG